Messenger RNA from Menidia menidia (Atlantic silverside), 1164 nucleotides. The record is from the annotation of a GenBank genome assembly. Lineage: Eukaryota; Metazoa; Chordata; Actinopteri; Atheriniformes; Atherinopsidae.
AUCCAUUCUCUGUAUAGCACAGCAAGCCCCAGCAUGCUGAAGAGGAAACAGAGCUCACGGGUCGAGGCCCAGCCCAUGACCGACUUUGGGCCGGAUGAAACCCUCGCAGACAGUGCUGACAUCUUCUGGAUCAACAAACCAUGGGUCCAUUCUUUGCUUCGAGCCUGUGCGAUCAUCAGCGUCAUCUCCGUGUGUAUGAACACCCCAAAGACCUUUGAGCAUUACCCUCCAUUGCAGUAUGUGACAUUUACACUGGACACGCUGCUAAUGUUUCUCUACACUGCUGAGAUGAUCGCCAAGAUGCACAUAAGAGGAAUCAUCAAGGGAGAUAACUCUUAUGUGAAAGAUCGCUGGUGUAUGUUUGACGGAUUCAUGGUGUUUUUCAUCUGGGUCUCUUUGGUGCUGCAGGUGUUUGAAAUAGCUCGGCUUGUGGAUCAGAUGUCUCCGUGGGGAAUGCUGAGAAUCCCUCGAGCUCUGAUAAUGAUCCGGGCCUUCAGGAUCUACUUCCGCUUUGAACUUCCCCGCUCUCGCAUCACCAAUAUUCUCAAACGAUCCGGGGAACAGAUCUGGAGCGUCUCAAUCUUCCUGCUAUUUUUUCUUCUGCUGUACGGAAUUCUUGGAGUUCAGAUGUUUGGAACAUUCAACCAUCACUGUGUUACCAAUGACACACAAAUAGGGAAAGUGACUUGGAACAGCUUGGCUAUUCCUGACACACAUUGCUCCCCCGAUGGAGAGGGCUACCAGUGUCCUUAUGGCUUCAAAUGCAUGGAUCUGGAAGAGCUGGGACUCAGCCGUCAGGAGCUCGGUUAUAGUGGUUUUAAUGAACUAGGUACUAGUAUAUUUACUGUGUAUGAGGCUGCAUCACAGGAGGGUUGGGUGUUCCUCAUGUACAGAGCCAUCGACAGCUUCCCUCGCUGGCGAUCCUAUUUUUACUUCAUAACUCUCAUUUUCUUCUUGGCUUGGCUUGUCAAGAAUGUGUUCAUUGCUGUCAUUAUUGAGACAUUUGCCGAGAUAAGGGUCCAAUUCCAGCAGAUGUGGGGGUCGAGGAGCAGUACCACCUCUACUGCUACGACACAGAUGUUCCACGAAGACGCCGCUGGGGGAUGGCAGCUUGUAGCUGUGGACGUCAAUAAACCACAUGGUCGAGCGCCUGCAUGCCUUCAG